AUGUUCUUGCCAGGCGGUAUGGCGGCGAUGCAACCCAGAGAAGACUAUCCCGUUCGAGAGAUGUUCCAGAGACCGACAGGUUUGCGAGCGACAAGAAUCCGCUCGUACGCUGAUCUGUACGCUGCCUCCGAUACAUCGGGCUCUGACGGUGAGUCACCUGCACCGCCUUCGAGACGUCGCAACACUCUCGGUGCUUCUACUUCACGUACCCGAAACAACAACAUCAGUCCGACAGAUGAGUCACCCGGUGUUACGGAUCGAAGAGCUUUCGAGGCCGAGAUACUUGAGCACAUCAAUCGCUCUCGCAAUCGUACUCGUGAGCGUCAUCUCGUCACUCGACAAGAUCAUCUGGCCAUUGUCGACAUACUCCAGUCGAAAGCCCGAGGAAGGUCGGAUUCGCUUGCGAAGACCGACGAUCCGAAAUUUGCUCAGAGAGCUCAGCAAGGCUACUACUUGCGACAGACCGAACACGGCGACGAGCUCAUGGAGCGCAAAACGCUGCUGCCUGUUGCGGUCCGAGAAGACAUCUACGAUCAUAUCCUCCUCGCUCAUCGAGAGGUGGGGCACGGAGGAAGAGACAAGACGGCUCGUAGCGUUCGCAACAAGUAUGCAAUGGUUCCCAAAGAGCUGGUCAGAAUUUUCGUAGAGCUUUGCCCGACGUGCAAUCACCACCGCCGACCGGGACAUAUCAUCAGUGGACCCGUUGCCUCGCAUCGUACGCCACCUACCAAACGUCCCCGAAGCGAGUCGAGUCGGACAUCGAGUACUCAAGCUGCGACCUUGCGCCGACUGUCUCUCGCCGAGUCAAGCUCUGCCGGCACGACGACAAGCUCCGUCACCCGUCUGGAAUCACUGCCGCAGCAACCGGCAGAAUAUGAGUCCAGCACGAGCUCGUCACCUUCGCCCGAGCGUGAUCAUGUCUCUCUGUCCGCUCAAUACGGCCAAGCUUUCACAGCCUACGUGCCCUGUCAGCAGCGUGCGAAUGCCCCUUGGGCAUCGUCACAGUGGGCUUUCGACCCUUUCGCCAAUCAGCACGCAGCCUCUUUGCCAACCAUGCUCGAUCAUACACCGGAUCUCACCCAAUAUGCCGAGAGUCUGGCUGAGCACGAGGCCUUUGACCUGGCCAAUGUACCUCUGCCGAUCUAG
Molecule: messenger RNA, 1146 nt
Organism: Mixia osmundae IAM 14324
Lineage: Eukaryota; Fungi; Basidiomycota; Mixiomycetes; Mixiales; Mixiaceae
Exons: 2
Coding region: 1-1146 (381 amino acids)
Source: RefSeq, a predicted model, not a curated record